AUGAGAAAACAAUUUAUUGUGCUCCUUCUUAUUUCUUUACUUUUAACCGCUGCUUUAGGAAGAGGUUUAAGAAAGGAAAAACCUAUCUAAAAAAGCCAUUCUGCUGUUUCAAAAGAAACUGAAAUGACUGAAAACACCCCCAAGCUUAUUUAAGAUGAUGAAGAAAAUGCAGAUGAAGGUGAUAAUGGAGAUGAUGAAGAAUCUGGCGAUUCUGAUGAUGAUAGCGGUGAUUCAGAUGAUGAAGAAUCUGGCGAUUCAGAUGAUGAAGAAUCUGGUGAUUCUGAUGAUCAAGAAUCUGGUGAUUCUGAUGAUGAAGAAUCUGGUGAUUCUGAUGAUGAAGAGUCUGGUGAUUCUGAUGAUGAAGAAUCUGGCGAUUCUGAUGAUGAUAACGGUGAUUCAGAUGAUGAUAAUGGUGAUUCAGACGAAGAUAACGGUGAUGAUGAUUCAAACGACGACGAUAAUGGUGAUGAUGAAAAUGGUGAUGAUGCCGAAGAUGGUGAUGAUGCCGAAGAUGGCGAUGAUGCUGAAGAUGGUGAUGAUGCCGAAGAUGGUGAUGAUGCUGAAGAUGGCGAUGAUGCCGAAGAUGGCGAUGAUGCUGAAGAUGGUGAUGAUGCUGAAGACGGUGAUGCUGCCGAAGAUGGUGAUGAUGCUGAAGACGGUGAUGAUGCCGAAGAUGGUGAUGAUAACGAAGAUGCCGAAGAUGGUGAUGAUGCUGAAGAUGGUGAUGAUGCCGAAGAUGGUGAUGAUAACGAAGAUGGCGAUGAUGCCGAAGAUGGUGAUGAUGCUGAAGACGGUGAUGAUGCCGAAGAUGGUGAUGAUAACGAAGAUGCCGAAGAUGGUGAUGAUGCUGAAGACGGUGAUGAUGCUGAAGAUGGUGAUGAUGCCGAAGAUGGUGAUGAUAACGAAGAUGGUGAUGAUAAUGAAGAUGGCGAUGAUGAAGAAGCUUAAGAUUAAAGUGAACUUAUCCAAAAAAAUAAGAAAUAACAAGUAUUAGAUAGUAAUUGA
Messenger RNA from Tetrahymena thermophila SB210, 1005 nucleotides. Its product is annotated as transmembrane protein, putative. The transcript is spliced from 3 exons. Lineage: Eukaryota; Ciliophora; Oligohymenophorea; Hymenostomatida; Tetrahymenidae. The record is from RefSeq and is a predicted model, not a curated record.